Acomys russatus (golden spiny mouse) is the source of this 3493-nucleotide messenger RNA. RefSeq names its product SUMO interacting motifs containing 1 (gene Simc1). NCBI's taxonomy places the organism in Eukaryota, Metazoa, Chordata, Mammalia, Rodentia, Muridae. The record is from RefSeq and is a predicted model, not a curated record.
GGGGCCGGCGGGGUACUAACCCCGGUAUCGGCGACGCCGUCGCUGCAGUCGCCUCAGCCCCCUGGAACCGAAGAAGACUCUGUCGCCAGGGUCGCCGGCCGCUCUCGCGUGGCUCACGCGAGCCCGUAGCCAUGGAGGACUUUAUCGUGAUCUCCGACGACAGCGGCUCCGAGAGCUCGGCCGGGACCCGCUCGGGCCGGGCGCGGAGGCUGCGCCGGGCCCUGUCGCGGACCCCCGGCGCGCUGCCCCGCCGAACCGUGGACUUCAUUGACUUAACUAGAGAAACCAGAGCGAGGGCAAAAGAUCGUAAUGGACUCUGUGUGAUUGAUCUGACAAGAAGUGAGGAAGAAAAUAGGCCUAUUGCCACUCUUGACUUGACUCUAGAACCUGUACCUUCCUCUCAGAAGGAGCCACCUAGUCUUCAGACAUGUACCAAUCUCUCAGGCAAAGAGGCAGUGGGAGCCCAUGGAGACAGACUCUCUCAGCCUGCAGGACAAAGCAUCAUUAACAAUGACCCUGUAGAUUUGGAUUUGUUGGAGGACAACGUGUUUGAACAUUCUCGACCCCCUACAUCUAUCAGCCAGGACUCUGUUUAUCCUCCAGAACCAAACUGUGGCUCAAUCACGUACAAAGGUGGCCUCAGCUUCUUGACAGAUGUCAGCUCUUUCUCCUCCACAAACAAUAACAGUAGUAGCAGCAGCAGCAGCAGCAGCAGCAGCAGCAGCAGCAGCAAUCAGAGGGCCUCUUUGCCAUGCUCACAGCAAGAUGUGUCUUGCCAACCACAAGGCUUGCUAUGCCCACUACAGGCCUUAUCGUGCCCACUAAGAGCUUCACCGUGUCCACCACGAGCCUCCUCAUGCCCACCACAAGCUUUGUCAUGUCCAUCACAAACUUUGUCAUGCCCCUCACAAACCUUGUCAUGCCCCUCACAAACUGUGCAGUGCCAACUCCAAGCUUUACCUCAUUCACCUCAAGAAGUGCCAUGCCCUACUCAAGAUGUGUCAUGCUCUCAGCAGAAUAUGCCAAGCACAGCUCAAGACUUGUCAUGGCACCCUCAACACCCACUAUACCCACCACAAAACACUCUGGGCAUACUUCAAGAUGUUCCAGGCCGACCUCAAAACCUAUUAUACCCGCAAGAUGUGACACAACUACAAGAUAUGCCAUGGUUACUGCAAGACAUGCCACUGUCACUACAAGACAUGCUGCAGUCACUGCAAGAUGUGCCACCAUUGCUGGGAGAUGUAACACAGUCACCAGAGGUGAUGCAGUUACCAGGAUAUAUGACACAGUCAUCAAGAGAGAUGAUACAGCCACGAAGAGGUGUGAUACGGUCAUCAGAAGGUGCGAUGCAGUCAUCCAGAAGUGUGAUGCAGUCAAGAGGUGUGAUGCAGUCAAGAGGUGUGAUGCAGUCAAGAGGUGUGAUGCAGUCAUCAAGAGAGAUGGUACAGUCACCAGGAGGUGUGAUGCAGUCACCAGGAGGUGUGCCACCAUCAUCAGGAGAUAUGAUACAAUCACCAGAAGCUGUACCACAGUCAUCAGGAGAUAUGAUACAGUCACCAAAAACUGUACCACAGUCAUCAGGAGAUGUGAUACAGUCACCAGAAGCAGUACCACCACCAUCAGGAGAUGUACAACCACCAGAAGUUGUACCACAGUCACCUAGCAAUGCAUUGCAGUCACCAGGCAAUUUGUCACCGUUACUUGGAAAUAUACCACACUUAUCAGGAGAUGUGUCGCACUCACCGCCAAGGUUAUUGGAUUUAGCAAGAGACAGGCCAAAGUCUUCCCUGGAUGCUAUGCAGAGCCAUGAUAUUCAUAUGGAUAUCUCAGCUCCGCCCUCUCCAAGUUGCUCUGCUAGCCCACUGUCUCCACAGUCUGAAUAUUCCUUAGAAAAAGUUCCUUGGCUCUCUGUUACAGACAGUUCAGCCAAAAAAGAGAGAUCACUGCCACAGCUUGCCAACCCUGGGUCUGCCCAGAUACAAGGACAAAUACCACAAGUUGGGGUGUACAACAGACCGUGCCUGCACAGACUGAAAUACUUCUUACGGCCUCCAGUACACCAUCUCUUCUUCCAGACGUUAAUACCAGAUAAAGACACACGGGAGAGCAAGAGUCAGAAAUUAGAGCCCAUCCCUCAUCGAAGACUAAGAAUGGUGGCAAACACCAUUGAAGAAAACUUCCCUCUGGGGACUGUGCAGUUUCUAAUGGACUUUGUUUCACCCCAGCAUUACCCACCCAGAGAUAUUGUGGCUCACAUCAUCCAGAAAAUCCUGCUCAGUGGCUCUGAGACUGUGGACGUCCUUAAGGAGGCCUACAUGCUUCUCAUGAAAAUCCAACAGUUGCAUCCAGCCAAUGCCAAGACUGUGGAGUGGGACUGGAAACUGCUCACCUAUGUCAUGGAGGAAGAGGGACAAACUCUGCCUGGACGUGUCCUCUUUCUACGUUAUGUAGUGCAGACCCUGGAAGAUGACUUCCAACAGAUCUUGAGGAGACAGCGUCAGCACCUACAGCAAUCCAUUGCAAAUACUGUUCUGUCAUGUGACAAACAGCCCCAUAAUGUCAGAGAUGUUAUCAAGUGGCUGGUCAAAGCAGUGACUGAAAACGAAUUAACAGUGCCCCCAGAUGGGACGCAGACCUCUCCAGGAACAGGAGUGCUAAAAGCUAGCAGUGACCAUCUGUCUCCCCAGCCCAACCUGACCAGGAACACCAGUCAGCUGAUUGUGUGUCAGCUUCAGAGGAUGCUGUCCAUUGCUGUGGAGGUGGACAGGACUCCUACCUGCAGCUCCAAUAAAAUAGCUGAGAUGAUGUUCGGGUUCGUGCUGGACAUCCCUGAAAGGAGUCAGAGGGAGAUGUUCUUUACUACCAUGGAAAGCCACCUUCUGCGCUGCAAAGUGUUAGAAAUCAUAUUCCUCCACAGCUGUGAGAUACCCACCCGUCUCCCCUUGUCUCUGGCCCAGGCCCUCUAUUUUCUGAACAACUCCACGUCACUGCUCAAGUGUCAGUCAGAUAAAACCCAGUGGCAGACAUGGGAUGAGCUGCUUGAGCACCUGCAGUUCCUGUUGUCCAGCUAUCAGCAUGUGCUGAGAGAGCACCUACGGAGUUCGGUGAUUGAUCGAAAAGACUUAAUCAUCAAAAGAAUUAAGCCCAAACCCCAGCAAGGAGAUGAUAUCACAGUGGUGGAUGUGGAGAAGCAGAUUGAGGCCUUCCGCAGCCGCCUGGUCCACAUACUGGGAGAACCUCUUGUCCCCCAGCUCCAAGACAAAGUGCAUUUGUUGAAGCUGCUGCUCUUCUAUGCUGCUGACUUGAACCCUGACAUAGAACCUGUCCCACAGCACUGAGGCAGCCAGACUUGUAAGCACUGAGCACCAAAAAUACCUCCUGACUCGCCAGCGACUUAGAAGCUCUGAAGUAUGAACAGCAGUUAGCAUAAGACCAAACCUAUCUUAUUUAUCUGUAGGUUAUAAUAACUUUAUAACUUCAGUGUAUAUCU